Symbiodinium pilosum is the source of this 585-nucleotide messenger RNA. Lineage: Eukaryota; Dinophyceae; Suessiales; Symbiodiniaceae. The record is from the annotation of a GenBank genome assembly.
AUGCGGACCUCGAAGUUCGCCACUGCUCCCUUAGCCUUCGAAGAAGAUGCAGAGGCGGAGGCAGCGCGCUUGGAGAAAUUGCGCGAAGACGAUCCGAUCGCGUGGCAGGAUGCAGUGAACACCUCCAGGGCUCUGGUGGAAGCAGUCAAGGAUAACGACAUCGAUGAGCUAAGACGAGUCGUGGCCAAUGCGGAGGAGGGCGAGUUCAUACAAGCCUUCAUCUUGCAGGCCUUCGUGAUGGCCUUGAAGUCCUCGCUGCUGGAGAUCACUCAGCAGCUCGUAGACUGGGGAGUGCCACUGCAGAGCUCCCAACUUUCGCAGGCGCUGCAUCUUGUGUGCGAGCUCGUCAACCGGGACAAUUUCAGCAAUUCCUGGCGCAUCGUGAAAGCCCUCACGGAUGGCAACUCGGAGGGCGCCCUGGACAUUGACGCUCCGCGUCAGUCUGACGGGGUGCGCGCGCUGCUUGUGACGGUAGUAGUCGUGGAGGAGGAGGCGGAGGAGGAGUCUGAGGCAGAGCAGCGUCAGGGACAAGAAGGUAGAAAUCACAAUAGCAACACAGAACCUGGAUACGACUCCGUGCGUUGA